UAUACAUUGACUACAAUUCAAACGACUAUUGAUUGUAAUAAUGGCAGUGAAUGUGAAUAUGUUUUAUGUUUUCUUUGUCUCAAUCCUAACGCAACACUCAAUACAUUCAACGCUAUUAACGCUGUUUAUGCCAUCAAUGCUGCCUCCAGAGGUGAUAACUGAAUGCCAUUAAAAGACAGCGAAGAGAUCUGGAAGAAGACAAUGACUUCUCAGACGCAUCACAACAAUCAGUCAUAUCUGCAGUCAUAUGCUGUGCAGAACCCGCAGAUCCGACCCGUCAUCGAAAGGGGCGCCUCUUGGAGUUACAACGAGACCAGGAUUUUGUUGUCCCUCUGGGGUCAGGAUAUGGUUCAAAGACAACUGACAAACUCGAAGAGGACUCGACACGUCUGGGAGAAGAUCGCCGAACGCAUCCGCGAACACGGCUUCGACCGAACGGCCGAUCAAGUGCGGACACGAGUCUUCAAUAUGAUAGCAGAAUAUCGGCGAAUACUUAAGAACCCGACUCCGGAGCGCAAGAAGAAGUGCAUAUUCUUCGACGCCUUGCAUAAGAUAUAUCAGGCGAAGGACUCGAAUGCCAUAAAAAUGGCACUCAAUAACUAUGAGGAGGAAUACAACUUCGAACCCAUUGAGUUCAACGCCGGCGACGACAAUAUGGACGGAACCAAUGACAACGACGGCGGAGACAACAGUGGAACAGACAAUGAGGAUAAGAGUGAGAUCUUCGCCUAUUCAUUGUCGCCAUCGGCUACUCUUAAUAACAAUGUGGUCAACACUAAUGGCAACAAU
Messenger RNA from Oppiella nova, 789 nucleotides. Lineage: Eukaryota; Metazoa; Arthropoda; Arachnida; Sarcoptiformes; Oppiidae. The record is from the annotation of a GenBank genome assembly.